AUGACGUCGCGAAAACUAAAUGUGCUCGUAUACACAGGCACCGGGUCUACAAUUGAAUCAGUCAAACAUGCAAUCUACUCCCUGCGUCGACUUCUCUCCCCAAACUAUGCAGUCAUCCCUAUCACUGAGGCUAUUCUGCUGAAAGAGCCAUGGGCACCUUCUUGCGCGCUACUUGUUUUCCCAGGUGGCGCUGAUCUUGGUUAUUGUCGCGUGCUCAAUGGGGAAGGCAAUUCAAUUAUAUCUCAGUAUGUGCGCCGAGGUGGUGCAUACUUAGGUUUCUGCGCCGGCGGCUACUAUGGAUGCAAGAGGUGCGAGUUCGAGGUUGGCAAUAAGGCUAUGGAAGUUGUCGGGUCUAGAGAGCUAGCUUUCUUUCCUAGCACAUGUAGGGGUGGCGCAUUCAAAGGCUUCCAGUAUCACAGCGAGAAAGGGGCCCGAGCAGUCCGAGUGAAUGUUGUGAAGGAUGCAUUCAGAGGGGCAGGGUUGGUCCCAGAGGUAUUCACAUCCUACUAUAAUGGUGGCGGAGUCUUUGUCAUCCCAGAAAAUGGAAACAGUGAUAUUGAGAUACUAGCAAGCUAUGCGGACGAACUCGAUGUCGAUGGUGGUCGUGAAAAGGCAGCUCUUGUGUACUGCAAAGUUGGCCAAGGUGCUGCUAUCCUCACAGGACCUCACCCUGAAUUUGCCGCUGUAAAUCUAAGUCCACAGAAUGAUGUCGAAGGAUAUGACGACCUCAUCGCUGCCCUCAAAGCUAACGAUGAUGCACGAACAGGCUUCCUAAAAGCGUGCUUAACUAAGCUUGGGCUGGAGGUCAGUCAGGAAACAACAGGUGUGCCAUCCCUCUCUCGACUUCAUUUGUCGUCAAUCUCUAGUAACGACGUGGAUGACUUAUUGCACACCUGGGAGGACAUCAUCAGCAAAGAAGACGGCGAAGAAUAUAUAAGAGCAGAAAACGACACAUUUCAUUUACAGAAGCCCGAAACAAUGUGGUCCGUCACUGGCUUGAAAGAAGCACUAACUCCUGAUGGUAGCCAAGAUCAAAAGUCUCCUGACUUAAGUAGUCAAGGCAUAAUCGACUAUAGCACAAUUGUUAAGCGUAUUGUAACCCACGAAACAGCCUGGCCAGAAGCCAAGGCAACUCCAUACUUCAACCACAACGCGUUUUAUUCUAGCUUGCAAGAUUAUCGGCGGACAGAAUCUGAAGCGGAAGAAUGGGGCGACUUUCUGAUGUACGGAGAAGUUGUCACGAGCACGAACACGCUGCUUGAGAAAAACUUCAAGUUGCUUUCCAGACUACCGUCGGGGUUUACACUUACAGCAACAACUCAGGUCGCUGGGAGGGGACGCGGGAACAAUGUCUGGGUGUCACCCGCUGGGGCGCUAAUAAUGUCUACCGUCAUCAACCAUCCAGCUCAUAUUGCGCCAAGCCGGCCCAUCGUCUUCAUCCAGUAUCUAGCCGCUAUUGCCAUAGUCGAAGCUGUGAAGAACUACGAUCGAGGAUACGAAGAGGUCCCCGUAAAAUUAAAAUGGCCCAACGAUAUCUAUGCACGAGAUCCGAGGCAGCCUUCUUCAUCCCCUCCUUCUUACGUCAAAAUCGGUGGCAUCUUAUCCAACUGCAACUAUUCGGCGGGAGCUUACCAGAUUGUCCUUGGAAUCGGAAUCAACGCCAAUAACGGGCGUCCCACCACCUCCCUUGACGCCCUGCUGCCAUCACACCUCGCCCCCUUCCGAAUUGAAAAACUCACGGCUGGAAUCAUUGCCCGUCUGGAAUCUCUGUACAAGACGUUCGUGCGAAGAGGUUUCACGAGAGAUAUGGAGAGUGCAUACUAUGCACACUGGUUACACGGACGGCAGAUUGUCAACCUAGAGGCACAGGGAGGAGUGAAGGCUCGGAUCGUAGGCAUUACUAGCGACUGGGGUAUGUUAAGGGCGGAAGAGCUAGGAAGUGAUGAUAGACCGACGGGGAAGAUAUGGGCAUUGCAGAGCGAUGAAAAUAGUUUUGACUUUUUCAGGGGCUUGGUGAAGAGGAAAAUCUAG
Messenger RNA from Daldinia childiae, 2031 nucleotides. RefSeq names its product Biotin-protein ligase. The transcript has a single exon. Gene Ontology annotation, molecular function: biotin--[biotin carboxyl-carrier protein] ligase activity. Gene Ontology annotation, cellular component: cytoplasm. The coding region runs from base 1 to 2031 and encodes 676 amino acids. Gene Ontology annotation, biological process: protein modification process. NCBI's taxonomy places the organism in Eukaryota, Fungi, Ascomycota, Sordariomycetes, Xylariales, Hypoxylaceae. The record is from RefSeq and is a predicted model, not a curated record.